Molecule: messenger RNA, 1712 nt
Organism: Arachis stenosperma
Lineage: Eukaryota; Viridiplantae; Streptophyta; Magnoliopsida; Fabales; Fabaceae
Product: berberine bridge enzyme-like 8
Exons: 3
Coding region: 1-1638 (545 amino acids)
Molecular function (GO): oxidoreductase activity; FAD binding
Source: RefSeq, a predicted model, not a curated record
AUGGAACUGCUCACAGCAACUAUUUUAUUGCUUCUUUCAUCAUCACUUCCGUUUUCUUUUUCUUCUGCUCACAAAACUUUCAUUCACUGCCUUGUAAACCAUUCUUCUUCUUUUUCGUCUUCUUCUCACCCCAUAACAGAAUCAAUCUUCACACCGAACAAUCCAUCAUUCUCUUAUGUGUUGCAAUCGAACAUUAGGAACCUUCGUUUCAACACCUCCACGAUAAGGAAACCAUUCCUUAUAAUCACUGCAUUGCAUGCAUCUCACGUGCAAGCAGCCGUUGUUUGCGCUCAGAGGCACCAGAUGCUUAUGAAGAUUCGUAGCGGCGGCCAUGAUUAUGAAGGAGUGUCUUACGUGGCAGAGAGCCCAUUCUUCAUUCUUGACAUGUUCAACCUCAGAUCCAUUCACGUUGAUAUUGAAACUGAAACAGCUUGGGUCCAAUCUGGUGCAACACUUGGUGAACUCUACUACACAAUUGGCGAGAAAAGUAAAACCCAUGGCUUUCCAGCUGGAGUUUGUCCCACUGUUGGCGUUGGAGGACACUUAGGUGGGGGAGGCUAUGGCAACAUGUUGAGAAAGUUUGGUCUUGCUGUGGACCAUGUUAUUGAUGCACAAGUAGUUGAUGUUCAAGGUAGAUUGCUUGAUAGAGAAUCCAUGGGUGAAGAUCUCUUUUGGGCUAUUAGAGGUGGUGGUGGUGCUAGCUUUUGUGUUGUCAUUGCCUACAAAAUCAAGCUUGUUAGAGUUCCAGAAAUAGUGACGGUUUUUCAUGUUAAAAAAACACUAGAGCAAAAUGCCACAGAUAUAAUUUAUACAUGGCAACAUGUUGCACCAAACAUUGACAAUAACCUCUUCAUUAGGCUUAUCAUGGAUGUUGUAAAUAGCACACAAAAUGUAACAAAGACAGUGAGGGCUAACUUCUUGUCCUUAUUCCUUGGUGAUUCCAAAAGCCUUGUCUCUCUUAUGAAUGUGAAUUUCCCUCAAUUGGGUUUGAAGCAACAAGAUUGCAUUGAAACAACUUGGCUUCAAUCCACAGUGAUUUAUUGGAGUGAUAUCAACCCUUCAACUCCUCUUGAGGUUUUGCUUCAUAGAGACCUUCCAUCUGAUUACUUUAAAAUGAAAUCAGAUUAUGUAAACAAACCAAUUUCCAAAGUGGGUUUAGAAGGGAUUUGGAAGAAGAUGAUUGAAUUGAAGGAUACUAAACUAUAUUUCACUCCUUAUGGUGGAAGAAUGAAUGAGAUUCCAUCAAAUGCAACACCUUUUCCUUAUAGGGGUGGGACCCUGUGGAUGGUUGAAUACAUAGCAAAUUGGUUUGAGCCAGGGAAGGAUGUUGCUGAUUACUACAUGAAUUUGGCAAGGAAACUUCAUAAGCAUAUGACUCCUUUUGUGUCCAUGAAUCCAAGAGGGGCUUACUACAAUUACAAGGAUUUUGAUUUGGGCAUUAACCAUUAUGGUAAGAGGAGCUAUGUUGAAGGCAGGGUUUAUGGUUAUCAGUAUUUCAAUGAUAAUUUUAAUAGGUUGGUUCAAAUUAAGACCAUGGUUGAUCCUGCCAACUUCUUUAGGAACGAACAGAGCAUCCCUGUUGUCCCAUAUGAGAUGAUUUUGGAUAAUGGUGGUUACUCAAGAAUAAUGAUCAAUUAAUUUGUAGUUUUUUAAUUGGUUUGUUUGGGGGAAAGAUUGUGGAAAUAUAAGAUUGGCUCUUGCCAUAAAGUGCC